Molecule: messenger RNA, 1189 nt
Organism: Pararge aegeria (speckled wood butterfly)
Lineage: Eukaryota; Metazoa; Arthropoda; Insecta; Lepidoptera; Nymphalidae
Gene: alc
Product: 5'-AMP-activated protein kinase subunit beta-1
Exons: 5
Coding region: 213-1055 (280 amino acids)
Biological process (GO): signal transduction
Cellular component (GO): nucleotide-activated protein kinase complex; cytoplasm; nucleus
Molecular function (GO): protein kinase binding
Source: RefSeq, a predicted model, not a curated record
CUGUAGCUGUCAAAAUUAUGCAGUUGCCCAAAAAAAUUAAUGAAUUAUUUUCAUUUUAUUUUUAAGUCUUCCCUAUGUGUAAAUUUUGUGUUUUUUUAUUCACUAUUUGUCUUCCUGUUUACAAUUUACAGUUCGUGCCUUAAUGAGUCAAGGUUAACUGUAGAUACCUUUGUGGCUAGGUUACAAAGAGCUACAGGGAUUUCGUAAAUAAAAUGGGCAACGCUGGGAGUAAUCAACCAAAAGAGUGGCACAAAGAUCAUGCAACAAAACAGCCUGAUGUAGGUUCAUCAUCACCUGCUAAAGAAGGAGAAGCUUUCACGUUUGACAAGAAGAUAGAUGAUGAUAGAAGUGGUCGGGAAGACGACAAUAACAUUGAGGACGGAGCUCCCUAUUAUACAAAAGCUGUCCCUGAACAUGAUGUCGAGGAAACUGUGAUGCGAGAAAGAUCUAACACACUGACAGAGGAUAAGGUAGCUGAAGAUGUAAAGGUGUUACCAACAGUAUUUAAAUGGGAUGGAGGUGGUAAACAGGUUUUCAUAAGUGGAACAUUUACUGAUUGGAAGACUAUUCCUAUGGUGAAAUCUCAUGGUGACUUUGUGACCAUAAUUGAUCUGCCUGAAGGAGAGCACCAGUACAAGUAUUUUGUGGAUGGAGAGUGGCGGCAUGAUCCAACAGUGAAACUUGUAGACAAUGGCAUGGGUUCAAAAAACAACUUAGUAACAGUAAAAAUGUCUGACUUUGAAGUCUUUCAAGCACUAGCCAAAGACAGUGAAGGAGUACGUAGCAGUGCACAAACAGAAUAUUCUCAGGAAAUACCACAGUCAAAACCCUGGGAGAAAGUAUUUGGUCCCCCUAUUUUGCCACCACAUCUUUUGCAAGUUAUUUUAAACAAAGACACUCCAUUAUCGUGUGAACCUACAUUAUUGCCCGAACCAAAUCAUGUGAUGUUAAACCAUUUGUAUGCCUUGUCAAUCAAAGAUGGUGUUAUGGUGCUCUCUGCAACACAUAGAUACAGAAAGAAGUAUGUUACAACUCUGCUCUACAAGCCUAUAUAAAUUGUGAAUUGAGAACCUGGGAGUAAAAUUAGUAUUAAGAAAAUGCUGAUGUGAUUAUUUUCAUAGCAUAUUGUAGAUAAUAUUCAAUAUAAAUAAUUUAUUCGUAUUUGUGCAAUAUAAUUAAUAUAGCUUUU